GUGGUAGAAGAGGCUGGGGCGGCUUCCUGUAGGCCCCCCGCCAGGCAGAAGCAUGCAGUGGUAUCUCCUCCUGAUUUGGGCACAGGGGCUGAGGCAGGCUCCCCUCCCCGCCUCAGGAGCUGUGUCCGGCAGGAUAGUAACAAUGGGGAACAUUUCUGCAGAAGAAGGUGGAUCUGUCACCUUGCAAUGUCGCCUCUCCGCUACCACUGCCAAAGUGACACAGGUCAACUGGGAGCAACAGGACCAACUGCUGGCUGUUCAUCACACUCACCUGGGGUGGUACGUCUGCCCGGCCUUCAGGGAGCGAGUGGCCCCCGGCCCCAGCCUUGACCUCAGCCUGCAGUCGCUGACCAGGAAUGAUACAGGGGAGUACAUUUGUACCUAUCACACCUACCCCGAUGGGAUUUACAGAGGGACACUCUUUCUGGAGGUCCUACAAAGCUCAGUGGCUGAGCGCAGCGCUAGGUUCCAGAUCCCACUGCUUGGAGCCAUGGCCACAGUGCUGGCAGCCAUCUGCACGGCAGUCAUCGUGGUGGUCACACUGACCAGAAAGAAGAAAUCUCUCAGAGCCCAUUCUUCGGAAAGUGGCCUCAGGAGAAUGCCGGCUGAACAGGAGGAAUGGAGCGCCCGCAUUUUCUCAUCUGCUGGAAGCUGCAUCCAGGCAGAGGCCAUGCCCACGGACUUUUGCACAGAGCAGAGGGGAGAUGACUAUGAGGAGCCACACGAGUACUUCAAUGUCCUGAGCUACAGGAGCUUCGGAAGCUUCAGCUUCCCAGCAGAGAGCUGUUAGCUCCCAGAGGCCUCUUCUGGGAGCUACACUCCUGUCUCUGCUUUUACAGGUAGAUCAUGUACAAGGGCCUGCAGUCUCCAUCACUGCUGUGCGAGCGGGCUCGUGUAUGUUCAGCUGAGUGACUGAAUGUCAUUCUCUUCUCUGUAUCUCCUCUGCCCUUCCCUUCCCUGGUGCCAGACCCAGAGUGGACAGUUUGUGUCUUGAUGAUGCAUGCAAAGUUAAAAAAAAAAAAAAUAACUUGACCUGGUUUGAGCAGAUCUUGUGGCUCUGAGAAAUGCAUUCCCACUAGGAGCAUUUGGGUGGGGCUUUGGGCUGUAGUUUUGUGGUGGGUGAUGAUGAUGAUGAUGAUGAUGACGACGAUGACAGUAUGAUGGUGUGACUCAUCUCAUUUGUCAUGGUCAUUUUCAUCAACAUUCACACAUUCAAGGCGUUUUAUG
This is a messenger RNA of Hyaena hyaena (striped hyena), 1227 nucleotides long. It is a transcript of the gene TIGIT, whose product is annotated as T cell immunoreceptor with Ig and ITIM domains. Lineage: Eukaryota; Metazoa; Chordata; Mammalia; Carnivora; Hyaenidae. The coding region runs from base 53 to 790 and encodes 245 amino acids. Gene Ontology annotation, biological process: negative regulation of interleukin-12 production; negative regulation of T cell activation; positive regulation of interleukin-10 production. Gene Ontology annotation, cellular component: cell surface. The record is from RefSeq and is a predicted model, not a curated record. Gene Ontology annotation, molecular function: signaling receptor binding. The transcript has 4 exons.